GGAAAAGGAGCGAAGCGGCGGAGAAACGCGGAGGGGCGGGGGCGGGGGCGGGUGGACGGACCGAGCGGCCCCGGGACAGACGGCGACGCGCAGGGCUGGGGAGGAUGGCGUCGGGCCGGGCCCGCUCCACGCGGAAGCUGCGCCAGUGGACUGUGGAGCAGGUGGAGAGCGGGCGGUUCCCGGGGCUGGUCUGGGACGACCCCCCCGCCAAGACCAUGUUCCGCAUCCCCUGGAAACACGCCGGCAAGCAGGACUUCCGCCACGACGAGGACGCGGCCUUCUUCAAGGCCUGGGCGGCGUACAAGGGCAAGUACCGGCCGGGCGAGCGGCUGGACCCGGCGGGCUGGAAGACCCGCCUGCGCUGUGCCCUCAACAAGAGCCCCGAGUUCGAGGAGGUGCCCGCGCGCUCCCAGCUGGACGUCGCCGAGCCCUAUAAGGUGUACCGCCUGGUGCCGCCCGCCGAGCAGCGCCCCGCUAAGCUGCCAGCCCGGAGGGUCCCCCGGCAGGUGAAGAAGGAGCACCCCGAAUCCUCCUCGGAGGGGGACGAGGUGGGGAGCACCAGGGGGGCUGCCCAGGCCCCCCUCAGCCUGGAUAUAGUCAGCAUGGUGAGUGUGGGGGUUGGGGGGGCCGGGAGGUAUCUCAGGGGGCUGGGGGGGAGCGGGAUGUGUCUCCAGGAGGCUGGCCCCCCAUCUCAUUCUCUGCCCCCCCAGGAGGUGAUGUCGGGGUCAGAGCCCGUGGCCGGUGCCUCGCACAGUUCAGAUGAUUCCGGCAUCGACACCAGUGAGCGCAGCCCUGACGCCGGGGUCCCAUCCCCAGAUCUGAACGAGAUCGUAAUUAACGUCACACUGGACUCGGGGGCCAUCCUGCCCCCCAUGGAUGACUACUCGGUGCUGCUGUCCCUGUGGUACAGCGGGGAGCUGGUGUGGCAGCAGCGGCUGCCCCAGGGCGAUUUCCUGGUGACCCCCACACCAGCGCCCACGCCCCAUGCCCCCAGCUUUAUGCAGCGGGUGCUGCUGCCCCCCGCCGAGGGGGUGCGGGACCCCCCCAAGCGCCAGGCCACGCAGGAGCUGCUGGGGGCACUGGCCAAGGGGGUGAUGGUGGCCAGUUCCCCCCAGGGGCUCUUCAUCGGGCGCCGCUGCCGGGGCCGGGUGUACUGGAGGGGCUCCGGGGCGCCCCCCGCUGCCCCCAGCAAACUGGAGAGAGAUGACGUCAAGCAGGUCUUCAGUGGGGCAGCGUUCCGCCAAGCGCUGCAGCUGUACCGGCAGGGCCUGGGCGCCCAGCCAGAGCCCCAUGUCACCCUAUGCCUGGGCGAGGAGCUAGGGCAGCAGGACGGCCCCGCGGACAAGCUCAUCAUCAUCCAGAUGGAGCAAGCCUUCGCCCGGAAGCUGCUGGACAUGCCCGAGGUGGAGAUGGCAUCCGUCUGCCUCCUCUCCCUGGAGUCCUCCUGUCUCUACAGCCCAAUGUGAGGGGACCCAAGAUGCUCCAGACCCUGCCACUGCCUUGACUUAGAGGGCCAGGGGUGGGACUUCCUGUCUUGUCCCAUGUGGGACAAGUACUUUCUGGACUUAGAAGUCAUGCCCCCCAACAGGCUUCCUAUUUUGUCCGUUAUAUGGGGAGGGAUUUCCUGGCUUGUGGUACAUGAUGGGGCAGGAUAUCGAGUCUCACCUGUUUUGUUGAGGUGGGACUUCCUCUUUUUGCUCACUGUCCGGGGGAGGGACUUCCUGGGGUUGGAGACCACACUUGAACACACUUCAUGAUUUGGUGCAUUCUCAAGGAAGCAAUUCCUGGAGGUCUGGAACCUGUUGGAGGCUGGCCUUCCUGUCAUGUGCAGUGUGUAAGGAUGGGACUUCCUGUCUUGCCUCUUGUGUAGAGCUGGGAGGGACCACCAGGGAUUUGGAUUGUGUAAGGGUGGGACUUUCUGGUUUGACCAGUGGGUAGGGGGUGGGACAUCCUGUUUUGCACAUUGUUCGGGAGGGAGCUCCUGGCAUUUUGAAUGUGUAGCGGUAGGACUUCCUGUUGUACAGAGGCGGGACAUCCUGUCUUGGUAGUGCCGAAUGCACAAUGCGGUCGCGCCAAAAUGUCCUGUGGUGAAUGUUGUAGAGGCAGGACUUCCUAGUUUUACGUCCCUCUCUCCAUGGAAGAAGGAAGCUUCUUCUCCAGUUUGUAGAAACUUUUACAUGCCAAAGGCCCUCCUGACCUCCGGCAAGAUUGUGUCUGCCCCCCACCCCUUCCAGCCAUAGCUAGGACCUUAAGCUCAGGUCCCUUUGCACUUUAUCCUUAACUGCAAGAAACUUUAUGAAUCGUGUCUGUGUUAUUAAAUAAAGUUUUAUUUGACUUA
Molecule: messenger RNA, 2338 nt
Organism: Chelonia mydas (Green sea turtle)
Lineage: Eukaryota; Metazoa; Chordata; Testudines; Cheloniidae
Gene: IRF9
Product: interferon regulatory factor 9
Exons: 8
Coding region: 105-1466 (453 amino acids)
Biological process (GO): immune system process; regulation of transcription by RNA polymerase II
Cellular component (GO): nucleus
Molecular function (GO): RNA polymerase II cis-regulatory region sequence-specific DNA binding; DNA-binding transcription factor activity, RNA polymerase II-specific; protein binding
Source: RefSeq, a predicted model, not a curated record